ACUUGUAGGCCCCCUAUGAAACAAGGCACCACAUGGAGCAUUGCAUCACAGCGUUCUGCAAUGCAGAUGUUUCUCUUCCAAAAACAUAUAUCCGGUCCGGUCUGCAAGAAAUCCUCUUAGAGAUCUUUGGGCAAAAACCACCUUCAAGGGGACAAAUUCUUGCCUUCUAUGCCAGAAGUUAUGCGGUCAACAGCCAGCAGGCGGAUGAAGCCAUCUUUUAUGAGUGUGUACCUGUAAAUCUCCGACAAUUCUGUACCCCAUUUUUUGAAGGGCUGGAUUGGGAGGCAUUCUCAAUAAUACUUGCAGAGAAAGACAUUCCCAACCUGAAAGACAUACUGCUUUCAAUACCAGAAGAUAAGUAUCUUGUAAUGCAACUUGCUGUCAGGAAAGUUCAACGGCAUUUUUAAAUGGCAUGUUAGACCUGAAAAGCAUGAUCUCUUCCACAUGACAAUUCGAUUUGCCAUAAACGAGUCUACCAAAUAAAACUCAGAUAAGAAUCCAAUGGAGUGUUUAAAUUGUUAAGAAAUGUCAAGGCAGAGGGUGUGGAGAUCGUAAUGGAACGUCAUAGAACUAGAGGAAAAAGGCAACUGCUUCAGCUUCUUGUGUAUCCUGUCAACCUGUAGAAUGCUCCCUGAUUGUGCAUUGUUGUAACAAAUGCAAAUACUUGUAACUUAACCUGUGGUUGUGUGAGUGAGUAAUUCAUUUGUAUAUAUAAGCUUUUCUCUCAGCUUCCCUUUGUAUAAGAAGAAUGACACUUUCUUAAUUUUUUUAAAGAAUGACAUCAACCUCUUCAUUCUUUUGUUGCUUAUCUUUGUAAUUCUGUGUUUUCCUUCAUUUUAGAGGCUAUAUUUUUGUUGGAUUUGAAGUAAUCCUUGUAUCAUCUUUUGUUGCUCAUCUUUGUAAUCCUGUAUUUUUUUGAAGAAUGGCAUCAAUCUCUUCAUUCUUUUGUUGCUGAUUAUCACACGAAAAAUAAAAUAAAAGAAAAUAAAAGCUUGCUCCUACG
Rubroshorea leprosula is the source of this 1003-nucleotide messenger RNA. NCBI's taxonomy places the organism in Eukaryota, Viridiplantae, Streptophyta, Magnoliopsida, Malvales, Dipterocarpaceae. The record is from the annotation of a GenBank genome assembly.